GGAGAGUUCCGACCGGGCCGCCGCCGCGGCAGGGAGGCCGUAAGCCAAAGCGCGGGCAGCGAAUUGGGCAAGCAGCCUUUCUCCUGCGCUCGUGCCCCGCCCCGCCGGGCGCGGCUCCUUUAAGGCCGGCGCAGACCCGCGCGUACUAAAAGCGCUGCCGCCGCCAUUCUGCCCCGUCCUGCCGCUGCCGCUUUCGCCGCCGCCAUCAUGCCCAUGUUUGCCAUCCAGACCAACAUCUGCAAGGACGCCGUGCCCGACAGCCUGUUAGGCGACCUCACCCAGCAGCUGGCCAAGGCCACCGGCAAGCCCGCGCAGUACAUCGCUGUGCACAUCAUACCUGACCAAAUGAUGUCGUUUGGGGGCUCCACUGAUCCCUGUGCGCUCUGCAGCCUGUACAGCAUCGGCAAAAUAGGAGGGCAGCAGAACAAGACUUACACCAAGCUCCUGUGUGAUCUGAUCUCUAAGCACUUGCAUGUAUCUGCAGACAGGGUGUACAUCAACUACUUUGACAUGAAUGCUGCCAACGUGGGCUGGAAUGGCUCCACCUUUGCAUAGAGCUCUGCUGUCUGUCUGAAGAGGCGGCUUCUGGACCUAUCCUCAUCCUGCCCCUUAGCAGAGACCACUGCAUGAAUGGCCGUGUUGCAUUUAGGCACUCUCAGAUUGAUGGCUCCCUGCUAGUGUGUUUAAAUAUUGCUACUUCAACAUUCCUCUUUUUCUCUGUGUAGAAAGCAAAUAAAGGUUUAGAAGUAA
Messenger RNA from Phalacrocorax carbo (great cormorant), 750 nucleotides. NCBI's taxonomy places the organism in Eukaryota, Metazoa, Chordata, Aves, Suliformes, Phalacrocoracidae. The record is from RefSeq and is a predicted model, not a curated record.